AUGCUAUGCUCCUUUGCCAGGGGUUCUCUCCAAGUCGGCCCUCGAAUCAAGUCCACCACCUCUUCAAGAUCAUCCAGACCACCACAACGCCACCAGACCCAACCCCCCGAGGGCCUCGUCCAAAGCCUCUGCUCGUCCAUGGCGAUGCUGGCCGGCUCUGCCAAAACAGCCGCUGCGGCCCUGCUCGCGACCCUGCUGGUACCAGGGGCGCGGGCUCAGCAGCCUCCCGUCCCGGCCAGUGGCGGCGCGCCCGGCGAGGGAGAUGACAACGACGAUACCGACGGCCUCGAUCCACCCAGUUCUCCCUCGAAUGGGCCUACGACGCACAUCAUCGCCGAAGACCCCUCGCUGCAGGACAGCGACCCCGCACAGCCUCCCUCGCCCGCGUCGCCGGCCGACGUCGAGCUGGGACACAUCGACGGAGCAAAGUCGUGCGAGCCCCUCAGAAUCAGCUGGCAGUACACGGCGCCCAACGACGGCCACCGCGUCUCUCUGCGCGUCUCGUCGGCGUCCGCGCUGUCCAAGCGUUCCAUCCACCGCCUCGAGAAGCGCAGGCCAAGCCAGGUCGGCGGCGUGCCGGUUUCACGCCGCGACAUCAACAACACCAUCUCGCCUCCGGAAGGCGUCGUCUUGUCGGAUGGAAGCUUUCUCUGGCAGCAAGUCUCUCUACCCGCGGGCAGCUACCAGAUCAGCCUCGACGCGCCGGCCCAGGACGGCGAUGACCCCAUACAUGCCGUCUCUGACCCCUUCAAGGUCGAUCCGGGUACGUCGACGAGUUGUCUUCCCCUUGCCUCUGGCAGCUCACCCUCAGCCAGCUCGGCCCCGAGCGGCCAACCCAAGCCUCCCAUCAACCGGAACGCCACCUCUGAUCCCUCCUCGCACAAUGUCGACGCGGCUAACGGUGGAGACGGUGGAGGCACGUCCUCCGGAACCAUUGCCGCUGCGGUCGUCGUGCCCGUCCUCUUCCUCGUGGGCGUCCUGCUCGUCCUGCGCUUCAUCCAGCGACGCAGGCGACGCCAGACGAUGAUGGGCGCAGCAGCGCGGCCCGCCGCGCCUCGGAAUCCAUUCGCUGGCGACACAGAGCUCAAGCACUCGGCCCCGCAGACGCGUGCAUCGUCACUCGACUCGUUCACCACCGCAGGCGAGCACGACCGCCCCCGCGACUCUCAGCAAGCCUUUGGCCUCUCGCACAAGGUUGACCAGCAGACCGAGGCUACGACGACGGUCGAGUUCCUGGCGUCUUCGAACUUCAGCGCCGACAGCCCCUCUCCCGAGACGGCCGACGGUGGCAAUCUGUCGCGCUCGGCCUCCAACGCCAGCACCUUUAGCAUCAAGAGGAAGCCGGUGCCACCCCUGGCGCUCCAGCGGUCCGCUACCGUGCAGCACAAGAGCCGCAAUGCGGGCCUCGCGAAUCGACCAGCUCAACGGCUGUCUGAGCCGUCGAUGGUCGAAAGGCCGGGCUUUCACUCGACGGUACUACGCCUAAACGACGGCGGCAUCAAAGACGCCAACCACAGCAACCGGGACUCGGCGCUUCCGUCGUCGACCUUUGACCAUGUGCCGCCUCAGUUCCGGUCUUCAGAGGCGCUACCGUUGGAUAUCCCGUCCGCGCUGGGGGUUACGGCUCCCGAGCACCGUGCCUCGGCGGCGACGAUCCAGGUGACGUGGCAUCCCGGCCAGCCUACUUGUGCACACAGCAGGGACGACACUGGCCCCGUCAGUGCUGCGCCGACAGUCUCGAGCUUCAGCGGCGACCGGAGUGGCUGUCGAGACUCGACGAGAACCGAGGAUGGGACGAUAGCAGAAGAAGCGUCUCAGACUGCCGCAUCGAGUCGCCACCUCAGCGUCCACGCCUCGCUGGCGUCGCCCGGUCGCCGCGGAACGUCGGACACGGCCCACUCGAGCCGCACCCUGAGCAUGAGCGAGUCGCUGUACGCGCCCUGCGAGGUGCUGGUGGCCACCCGCGUCAAUGCGGUCCCCGUGGGCACCGAGCCGGUCAGCCUCUCGUCUCUGUCGUCGUUGACCGGUCAGCCUGCCCGUGGGUCGGAGCAUGGCGAGCAGGGCGAAGACGACGGCUCCUCGUCGGACACUGUUGAUGUCGCGAGGGGAGCCCACGACGACCAGGCCGAGCAGCGCCCGUAG
Messenger RNA from Pseudozyma flocculosa PF-1, 2142 nucleotides. RefSeq lists its product as uncharacterized. The record is from RefSeq and is a predicted model, not a curated record. Bases 1 to 2142 code for a protein of 713 amino acids. NCBI's taxonomy places the organism in Eukaryota, Fungi, Basidiomycota, Ustilaginomycetes, Ustilaginales, Ustilaginaceae. The transcript has a single exon.